AUGACGGCCUCGCGGUUCCCGACGGUGGACAAGUGCUCGUCGGUGGACCGGAGUGGUGACACGGUGGUGGCAGACCUAGACGGUACGCUGCUGUGCGGCCGGAGCUCGUUCCCGUACUUCGCGCACAUGGCUUUCGAGACCGCUGGCCUACUCCGACUCCUGCUGCUCCUGCUGCUGGCUCCGCUCGCGGGGCUCCUCUACUACUUCGUGUCAGAGCCGGCCGGCAUCCAGGUGCUCAUCUUCGGGUCCAUGGCCGGCGCCAAGGUGGACGACGUCAAGGCCGUGGCGCGCGUGGUGUUGCCCAAGUUCUACUGUUCCGACCUCCACCCGGAGUCGUGGCGCGUGUUCUCGGCGUGCGCUCGCCGGUGCGUGCUCACCGCGAACCCGAGGAUCAUGGUGGAGGCCUUCCUGAAGGAGUACAUCGGCGCCGACAUCGUGCUCGGCACGGAGCUCCUGAUCUGGGGCGGCAGGGUGACUGGGCUCGUCUGCUCACCCGGCGUGCUCGUCGGCGAGAAAAAGGCUGACGCGCUCCGUCAAGCGUUCGGUGACACCAUGCCGGACAUCGGCCUCGGUGACAGGAAGACGGACUGCCCGUUCAUGCGGCUGUGCAAGGAGUGCUACGUGGUGCCCCCGACGAUGAAGAUGAAGCCCGUGCCGCCGCACGACCUGCCGAAGCAGGUCAUCUUCCACGACGGCCGGAUGGUCCACAAGCUGUCGCCCGCGCUCGCGUUGCUCACCUUGCUCUGGAUCCCUAUCGGGUUCUUGCUCUCCUUCCUCCGUUUCGCCGCGGGUGCGCUCCUGCCAAUGCGCAUGUUGUACCACGCCUUCACCGCCCUCGGCGUGCGCAUCACCGUCAGGGUUAACCCGCCACCGCCGACAGCAAGCUUCGAGACCGGCCAGAAGGGCGUGCUCUUCAUCUGCAACCACCGCACCCUCCUCGACGGCAUCUUCCUUUCCACGGCACUCGGCCGGCCGAUCACCACGGUCACCUACUCGAUGUCACGGCUAUCGGAGAUGUUGUCCCCGGUCCGCGCGGUGCGGCUGACCCGCGAACGGGCGGCGGACGCGGCGAUGAUCCGGCGCCUGCUCAAGGAGGGCGACCUGCUGAUCUGCCCCGAGGGUACGACGUGCCGGGAACCAUUCCUGCUGCGGUUCUCGGCGUUGUUCGCAGAGCUGUCGGACGAGAUCGUGCCGGUGGCGAUGGAGAACCAGAUGAGCAUGUUCCAUGGCACGACGGUGCGGGGGUGGAAGGGGCUGGACCCCUUCUUCUUCUUCAGGAACCCAAGCCCGGGCUACGUGGUCACCUUCCUCAGCAAGCUCCAACCAGAGCACACCUGCAAGGGCGGCAAGACUAGUUAUGAGGUGGCCAACUACAUACAAAGACUCAUCGCCUCCACGCUCUCGUAUCAGUGCACCAGCUUUACCAGGAAGGACAAGUACAUGGUGCUCGCCGGCAACGAUGGUUCCGUCGUGUCCAAGCCCAACGUCGACAGGAAGAAGUUGAUGGGAUUCUAG
Hordeum vulgare subsp. vulgare (domesticated barley) is the source of this 1515-nucleotide messenger RNA. Its product is annotated as glycerol-3-phosphate acyltransferase RAM2-like. The record is from RefSeq and is a predicted model, not a curated record. The coding region runs from base 1 to 1515 and encodes 504 amino acids. Gene Ontology annotation, molecular function: glycerol-3-phosphate 2-O-acyltransferase activity; phosphatase activity. Gene Ontology annotation, cellular component: membrane. Lineage: Eukaryota; Viridiplantae; Streptophyta; Magnoliopsida; Poales; Poaceae. Gene Ontology annotation, biological process: cutin biosynthetic process. The transcript has 2 exons.